UGAGUUGUGCAACACUCAGCAUGACAGCAUCACUAUGUUUAAAAAUUUUCCUCCUCACCCCCAGAUUCCAUUUCCCCAUCCGCCAGGGCUGCCUAUAAAGAGAAGGAGAGAUGGCUUCAGACUUCAGGAGGACACAGGCAGCAGAGAGUAGUCAGUCCCUUCUUGGUUCUGCUGACACUCGAGCCUACAUUCCAUCACCUGCUCAGAAUCAUGCAGGUCUCCACUGCUGCCCUUGCUGUCCUCCUCUGCACCGUGGCUCUCUGCAACCAGAUCUCGGCAACAUUUGCUGCUGACACACCGACCUCCUGCUGCUUCAGCUACAUCUCCCGGCAGAUUCCACAGAAUUUCAUAGCUGACUACUUUGAGACCAGCAGCCAGUGCUCCAAGCCUGGUGUCAUCUUCCUAACCAAGAGAGGCCGGCAGGUCUGUGCUGACCCCAGUGAGGAGUGGGUCCAGAAAUACGUCAGCGACCUGGAGCUGAGUGCCUGAGGGGUCCGGAAGCUUCGAGGCCCAGUGACCUCGGUGGACCCAGUGGGGAGCGGGAGCCUGAGCCUUGGGAACAUCCCUGUGACCUCCACAGCUACCUCUUCUAUGGACUGGUUGUUGCUCAGCAGCCACUGUGGGACUCUUUUUAACUUAAAUUUUAAUUUAUUUAUACUAUUUACUUUGUGUAAUUUAUUUUCGAUUUCACAGUGUGUUUGUGAUUGUUUGCUCUGAGAGUUCCCCUGUCCCCUCUCCCUUCCCUCACACUGUGUUUGGUGACAACUGACUGUCAUUUGCAUGCCAUAGGCAGUCAUGGUACCAAAGCCACCAGACUGACCAAUGUGUAUCGGAUGCUUUUGGUCAGGGCUGUGAUCGGCCUGGGGAACUAAUAAGAUGCUCUUUUA
This is a messenger RNA of Rhinopithecus roxellana (golden snub-nosed monkey), 887 nucleotides long. RefSeq names its product C-C motif chemokine 3. Gene Ontology annotation, biological process: lymphocyte chemotaxis; neutrophil chemotaxis; G protein-coupled receptor signaling pathway. The coding region runs from base 211 to 489 and encodes 92 amino acids. Lineage: Eukaryota; Metazoa; Chordata; Mammalia; Primates; Cercopithecidae. Gene Ontology annotation, cellular component: extracellular region. The record is from RefSeq and is a predicted model, not a curated record. The transcript is spliced from 3 exons. Gene Ontology annotation, molecular function: chemokine activity; CCR chemokine receptor binding.